GUGGUGGAUUUGAAAAAGAUUUCCCAUGCUGUGCUGCAGCACCGGCAGCUGGGGAGAGCUGCUUUGUGGUGCAGCUUUGGAGAUGUGGUGUCGAAUCGUGAAACUGUUUUGGUCAUGGAGCUGCUUGACGACCUGAUGCAAACCUACACCAGCCGCAACCUGUGGCACAAUGAAGAUAUGGUCCGGCUGGAUGUUGCAUACGUAGUUGAUGAUGCCCUGCAGCACAUCCACCAGCAGAAG
This is a messenger RNA of Durusdinium trenchii, 240 nucleotides long. The record is from the annotation of a GenBank genome assembly. Lineage: Eukaryota; Dinophyceae; Suessiales; Symbiodiniaceae.